Molecule: messenger RNA, 808 nt
Organism: Amphimedon queenslandica
Lineage: Eukaryota; Metazoa; Porifera; Demospongiae; Haplosclerida; Niphatidae
Product: apoptosis-inducing factor 3-like
Exons: 3
Molecular function (GO): 2 iron, 2 sulfur cluster binding
Source: RefSeq, a predicted model, not a curated record
UGAUUGUUAUCCGCUUUGUUGGGCUCAAUUUAAACAAGGAUCUCUUUCCUUCCUCGCCCGCCUCUCUUCUCCUACUCCUCAGUCUCAGGAGGACGAGCAGCUGGUGCAGCAGAAGGAGCAGUUGCAGUGGAUUCUCUUUAACGUGGCCCCCAGGCUUAAAGAACAAUAGUAGUAGUACUGCUUAUCAAAACUGUAGCCCCGGGUUGUACUCCAGACCUACCGCACAAAGUCAACAAAUUAAUGGUCGUAUAUUCAGUAGUAUAUUGAUUACAAGGUCCAUUAGUACAAUAAUGGGUAAUAAACAGAGCAGCACUGCUGGUACUGGUAGUGGUGGGAAGAGAAAGACUAAAAAAGGUGGAGAGAGUGAACCUGCAACAGCUGCAGCUCCAGCUGAACCAGCUAAUACUCCUCCUCCUCCUCAAGUUGAAGAAGAACCUAAACCUCAAGGAACUGGAGACGAGGGAGAGAGCAAGAGUUAUGAGAGCUCGAACGACAUUGUAGAGAAAAAUGUUGGAAAAACAAGCGAUUUACCAGAAGGACAGAUGAAAGAGGUAGAGAUUGAUGGCGACCAUAAGGCCUUACUAGUCCAUCAAAAUGGCUGCUUUACAGCUGUAUCCAGCAAAUGCACCCACUAUGGGGCACCACUAGUGAAAGGUUAUCUUGGUGAUGGUAGGGUAAGGUGUCCCUGGCAUGGUGCUUGUUUCAACGUUACCACUGGAGACAUUGAGGAUUAUCCAGGGAUUGAUAGUUUGGCACGCUACACUGUUAAGAUUGAUGGAGAAGACAUCAUAGUGUCUGCUGUAAAAAG